This is a messenger RNA of Hydatigera taeniaeformis, 564 nucleotides long. NCBI's taxonomy places the organism in Eukaryota, Metazoa, Platyhelminthes, Cestoda, Cyclophyllidea, Taeniidae. The record is from the annotation of a GenBank genome assembly.
CCACAGCCACAUCGGGAGCAGAGCAGAUCAGAUCCACCUGGUUUCGUUGACAUGCAGAUUUGUCAGUUGAAAUGCCUACUGGUCGUGGUGACCGUGCUAGCGGUGUCCACUGUGGGUCACGACUCCCUCUUAGAUUCCUUCCUCGGUUGCGUAGUAGAUGAUCUGUUGGAAUAUGUGAAGAAACAUGGCAAAAGCUUUUAUGUUGAGGCUAUUGGAACACUCGUUCCUUCCUGUUCCCUCGGCUUUGAACAGACUCAACAUGAUGGAGAAGAAACUUACAUCAUUUCAAUUUGUCUCAACGUUACGAAUUUGACAAUUGCCCCUCCAAUUCAAGUUGCAAAGAAGGUGCGAAUCGGAAAAGCAAAGGUAGACGGAUCUUUUCAAAUAACGAAAGGCAAUGCAACCAAAAUCAGUGUAAAAUUGUCAGCACCAGUCUUUGAAGGAGCAUUUGUCUACCUUUACUUUCUACCCGUACCAGCUCUACCUUUUAAGGAAAGGCUAUUAUCCGCUCUUACAGAAUUGAUAGAAAGCCAGCUUCAGUCCCUGGUUUCAAAGCUUGGAUGA